Paramecium pentaurelia is the source of this 689-nucleotide messenger RNA. NCBI's taxonomy places the organism in Eukaryota, Ciliophora, Oligohymenophorea, Peniculida, Parameciidae. The record is from the annotation of a GenBank genome assembly.
AUGAUAAACUCAUUGAAAAAUUGUUUGAGAAAAAGGAAAUAACAAAAAAGUAUAAUUUCUAUUACAUAUAGACUAGAUAUAAAAAAAGACUUAAAAGAUAAUCAUGGAGCAUUUGAAGGUGAAUUCAAGGCUAGUUUCAAAAAUAUUGUUGAUUCAAAAUAAUGAUGGCUUAUUAUAGGAUUAUUGGAUAAGGAAAAUAUUAACUUAUAUUUUUAUCAAAAAAUAAAUUAAAAAAAGAGAUAAAUAAAUGACAUUUAGGAAUAUUAUAGAAAAAAAUUAAAAAGAAUAAAAACUAAUUGAACAACUAAAGAAAUCAAAUAGUUAAAUAAUGAGUAUAGGUUUAAGAAGACUUAUUUUGUAAUUAUUUUGGGAGUUCUUAACCAUAAUAUGAUGAUGAAAAAGUUAUGACUAAUAAAAUUAAUGAAAGAAAUCAUGAUAAAUCCAAUAUGGCAUUCAAUAAUAUUUAGUUUCUAUUUAUGGAUUGCAAUGUGUUUAUGGUGAUUUUUCUAACUCUAAAUUCUAGUUUGUAGGUUUGAUGCAACCUUAAGAAUUUUCUUAAUAUUGAGUAUAUUUUUAUCUAAUUACUUAAUUUUUCUAUUGUCAUUACAAAUCACACUCUUAUGAUAGAAAUCAACAAGAAAGAUGAUAAUAACUAGAUUAUAUUAAAAAUUCUUAAACAUAUAUAAUGA